AUGGUCAUCAUCGUCCUGACCAAGAGCACGAACUACGCCGAGAUCAAGCAGGUGGCCGAGACAGAGAUCGGCCUGCGCACCCAGUGUGUCAUGGACAACAACGUCGUCAAGAAGUGCAAACCCGGCGCUGGUCACCAACCUGUGCCAGAAGAUGAACGCCAAGCUGGGCGGCCCAACAACAGCCUCCUGUCCCAAGGAGAAGCCGGCUAUCUUCCUGAAGCCAUCAUCAUUAUCGGUGCAGCGUCACUCCCCGGCGCCCGGGACAAGCACCGCCCCCUCCAUCGCCGCCUGCGUCGGCAGCCUGGACUCGAUCCCAUCCAGGUUCCACUCUUCUAUUCGGGUCCAGAGGGUGACUCGACGGCCACGUCUCGGGUGGAGAUAAUCAGAGACCUGAAGGACAUGAUGAAGGAACUGCUCAAGGCCUUUUACCGGGCCACCAAACACAAGCCUGAGCGCAUCAUCUUCUAUCGGGACGGAGUGAGCCAGGGACAGUUCAUGGAGGUCCGCAACCGGGAGGUGAGCGCCAUCCGGCUUGCCUGCCAGGAGAUGUCUCCCAACGAGACCUACGAGCCGGCCCUUACUUUCAUCAUCGUGCAGAAGCGACACCACACCCGGUUCAUGCCCGCCAGCGACCGUGACGGUGUCGGCAAGUGCAAAAACGUCCCACCGGGCACCACCGUCGACUCCGUGGUCACUCACCCGCUGGACUUCGAUUUCUUCUUGUGCAGCCACUUCGGCAUACAGGGCACGAGCAAGCCGUCCCACUACUACAUCGUGUGGGACGACUCCGACUUCUCGGCGGACGACCUGCAGAAGCUCAGCUUCUACCUCUGCCACACGUACGCCCGCUGCUCGCGCAGCGUCAGCAUCCCGGCUCCGGUGUACUACGCCCACCUGGCCGCGUACCGCGCCAAGAACCACGUGAUCAGCAAGGUUGACGUCUCCAGCUCGAGCAGUGACUCGUCCGGCGCCUCGGCCGACUCGAUCACCACCAGCCAGUACGUGCAGGCCGUCAAGGUUCUCGACAACCUGCAGACGGCCAUGUACUUCGUAUGACCGUCGUCCUCGGGUUCCCGGAUCAGGUUGGUGGACGCUACGAUUUUUUACCCGUAUUGAUCAUCAUCAUCAGCCGGCCACUGCAGGACAAACGCCUCUCCCACGUUCCGCCGGUCAAUUCAGUCCUGUGCUUGAUACUCCCCACUUGAUAUCCCAAAUUUUUCUGGUUUCAUCUGCCCACCUAA
Rhipicephalus microplus (southern cattle tick) is the source of this 1241-nucleotide messenger RNA. Its product is annotated as protein argonaute-4. Lineage: Eukaryota; Metazoa; Arthropoda; Arachnida; Ixodida; Ixodidae. Gene Ontology annotation, molecular function: protein binding; RNA binding. The record is from RefSeq and is a predicted model, not a curated record.